Molecule: messenger RNA, 658 nt
Organism: Juglans microcarpa x Juglans regia
Lineage: Eukaryota; Viridiplantae; Streptophyta; Magnoliopsida; Fagales; Juglandaceae
Exons: 2
Coding region: 66-443 (125 amino acids)
Source: RefSeq, a predicted model, not a curated record
GCUGUCUCCGAAGUCCCAAAACGUUUCCACCAGUCUGUUUUUUCUCGACCUCUAAUCAAUAAUAUAUGAAGUUCUUCAGGUCAUGUUACCGUCCCGGUGGAACCGGCCCUGCGCCUUCGCAGGAGGAGGAAGACAACACUAAAACUAUGUCACGGACGGCACCUUCUUCUUCAAGGCGCAAGAGGCUGACUACUGCAGGACGUUCCAAGACUGCAUCUGCUAAGAAUUGGAGGCCGGCGCUAUCCAUGAUAUCCGAGGACAAAGCCGUCGACGAGAGCGGCCGUGGACGUUGGGUUUCGGGAAAGCAAUCGUACGUGUCUUGUAAAUCAAAAUCAAUAUCGUCGGCCAAGUCUCCCUGCCUCACUCACACCAAUGACGAGUCCAGGGACAAUUCCAUGUCGAUGAUCUUUCUGGCAAUCUCACCAACUCCAUUUAUGUUUUGAAUUCCAUCAAUUACAGUACUGUUCGCUAGCUGAUAGCAGCUCUUUCUUUUGUUUUUGUUGUUUUCAUCCAAAACUUGUAUAUUGGUCUGUAUGGUACUGGAUGGAAGGAUUGAUACAGAGAAAGAUCAAGUUUUAUAACUAUUGUUUAAUUUCUUGGGUAUUUAUCAUGUAUUGAUUGGGCAAAUAUAUAUAAGUAAUGGGAUUCUUCAGAUUAA